Panicum hallii is the source of this 1643-nucleotide messenger RNA. Its product is annotated as indole-2-monooxygenase-like. NCBI's taxonomy places the organism in Eukaryota, Viridiplantae, Streptophyta, Magnoliopsida, Poales, Poaceae. The record is from RefSeq and is a predicted model, not a curated record. Bases 78 to 1520 code for a protein of 480 amino acids. The transcript has 2 exons. Gene Ontology annotation, molecular function: monooxygenase activity; oxidoreductase activity, acting on paired donors, with incorporation or reduction of molecular oxygen; heme binding.
UGCUAGCGCAGCUGUACGAGCACGAGCACGGAUCUCCACAGUCCCUAGCCCUCGUCGUCCUCCUCUUCCUCGUCGCGAUGCGCUUGGCGAUGCCGCGGUCGAGAGCGGAGAAGCUGCUCAGCAAGCUCCCUUCGCCUCCGUUCAGGCUCCCCGUCAUCGGGCACCUCCACCUCGUCGGCCCCCUCCCCCACCGCUCCCUCCGCGACCUCGCCAGGUGGCACGGCCCCGACGUGAUGCUCCUCCGCCUCGGCACCGUGCCCACACUCGUCGUGUCGUCCCCUCGCGCCGCGAAGGCCGUCCUGCGCACGCACGACCACGUCUUCGCGUCCCGGCCGCGCUCCGCGGUCGCCGAUGUCCUCUUCUACGGCUCCACCGACGUCGCCUUCGCCCCCUACGGCGAGUACUGGCGGCAGACCAGGAAGGUCGUCACCACCCACCUCCUCACCCCGAGGAAGGUCCGCUGCAGCCGCGCCGCCCGCGAGCAGGAGGUGCGCCUGGCCCUCGCCAGGGUCAGGGACGCCGCUGCCGCGCGCACGGCGGUGGACCUGAGCGAGCUCUUCAGCUUCUUCGCCAAUGACGUUGUGUGCCAGGCCGUGACGGGCAGGCUCCCUAGGGAGCAAGGUCGGAACAAGCUGUUCCGGGACCUGCUUGAGACGAACGCCAAGCUCCUCGGAGGUUUUAACCUGGAUGACUAUUUUCCCAGCUUGGCAGGGCUCAACGUGGUGUCCGCCAAGGCUGUGAAGCACAGGAAAAGAUGGGACAACCUCUUGGACAGCCUCAUCGACAAGCACGUGAGGAAGACGGAGACUGAUGAGCACGAGGACUUCAUCGACGUGUUGCUCUCCGUUCAACAAGAGUACAGCCUGACCAGAGACAACAUCAAGGCAAUACUGAUGGACAUGUUUGAAGCCGGGACGGACCCAACGUACAUGGCGCUAGACUUCGCCAUGGCUGAGCUGAUACGGAACCCCAAGGCAAUGGCCAAACUGCAAGCCGAGGUGAGGAGGUGCGCAGGCAAGGGGAAGGAAAUUGUCACCGAAGAAGACCUGAGCAGCAUGAGCUACCUGAAGGCGGUGAUGAAGGAGUCGAUGCGGCUGCACGCACCGGGGCCUCUUUUGAUACCCCACUUCUCCAUGGCCGAAUGCGAUGUAGAGGGCUAUACCAUACCCUCCGGGACACGUGUAAUCCUCAACGUGUGGGCUUUAGGCAGGAACCCCACAUGCUGGGAGAGUGCGGACGAGUUCAUGCCCGAGCGGUUCAUGGAAGAAGCCAUGGAUGCUGCUUCCGACUUGCAGGGAAACGACUUCCGGUUGUUGCCGUUCGGGUCUGGACGAAGGAUGUGCCCGGCUAUAAAGUUCACCACUGCCACUUUCGAAACCAUUCUAGCCAACCUUAUCUACCACUUCAACUGGGAGCUUCCGCCGGGGACGACAGGCAUCGAUAUGACAGAGUCAUAUGGGAUUGAUGUGCAUCGUAAGGAGAAGCUUCUUGUAGUCCCAUGCGUGGCUCAGGACGUCUAGACAUAUGUAUUGUUGCAUCGCAUUUCAAUUCCCAGUGCACCCGUGCAAAUAAAACUAGCUUAGUCUAGUUCAGCUGCUAUGUAGAACAAUAAGUGCCUUGUUACAUUCCAGCUGCUAUGUUGA